Messenger RNA from Naegleria fowleri, 702 nucleotides. RefSeq lists its product as uncharacterized. The record is from RefSeq and is a predicted model, not a curated record. The coding region runs from base 1 to 702 and encodes 233 amino acids. The transcript has 2 exons. Lineage: Eukaryota; Heterolobosea; Eutetramitea; Acrasida; Naegleriidae.
AUGGAAAUUGCAUGCUUUUAUCAUGUGCCCAUGUUGAGUAUGGAGAAGGAAAUGAUCAGGCAAUGGGAGCUUCAGAUGGAAUGGUGGGACGAUUUUUGCUUGUUUUUGAAUCGGAAGCCAGCACUCGUGGAGACGGUCAUGAAAAUUAAUAUCAAAGCCGAUUUAAGGCCUACCGUCAAGUAUAAUACGCUCAUGAUGAUCUACAAGUAUAUGAAGAUGAGUAAGGAAACUGAUAAUUUAGUAUUGCUCACUCUCGUAUGCAUUCGGAUACAGGUCAAACGAGUAGAGGCCUUCACCAUUGCACCCAAAUCCAUACUCGAUAUUGUUCGCCAUCGUCAAAAAUCAGCAGCCAAUCUUACCGAAAAAGAUGUCAAUGAUUUAGAGAUUCACAUAUUAGAGACACUCAAUUUUGAAAUCAAUUUUGUGUCAGUAUUCGAAUUUGUGGAAUUGUACUCGGCUUGUUUUUGGAACUUGGCAUCUGAACGACUAAAUUUGGAGAGUAAAAUUUUCAUGAAAACAGCAGAACAAGUGUGUGAUGUGUUGUAUUUGAGUGCAUCCUAUUUGAUGAAGCAAAAAGAUCCUAAAUUAUUGAGUUGUGCCAUCAUUGCGUGUGCUUCUGAAGUGAAAUGUGGAAAGAAAUUAGCUGCUUUAAAUUGUUGGUGUAAGUAUUGGGAAAGGAAGAUUAUUUCUGUGAUUGAGUGA